CACUUAAAUAGAAUAGCUAGCUUCACCUGUGCUCCUGAGUCGCAACAAGAAUAUAUAACUUCCUCGCCAUUUCUCGUAAUUCGCUUAUUUCUGGCAGGUGCCUUGCCUUGCCUCCAUUGUACCGAAAAGAGAAACCCUCCCCCUCAGUCUCUCUCUAUUUCUCUCUCUCUCCGAGCCCUCUUCCGGUGCGCCCCUCGAGACAUCAAAGUCUCUGCUAAGGAGGGAGAGGUGGUUGUGAUGGAAGAGCUGAUAAUCUCUCCCUCUUCAUCUCCUUCCCUCGCAUCCAAGUCCAUGUCUCCCACGGCCACUCCCCCUCCCAGCCUCAGCCUCACCCUCCAGCAGAGGCUCCAGCUGAUGGUGCAGAGCCAGCCCCAGUGGUGGGCUUACGCCAUCUUCUGGCAACUCCUCAACCACGACGACGGUCGCCUCCUCCUCGCCUGGGGCGACGGCCACUUCCAAGGCUCCACCAAGCUCACUCUCGCCUCCCGUUCCGACCGCAGGAGGCUCCUCCAAGCCCUGCCUCGCGAUCCCAGCAACAGCCGCCCAGAUGCUGCUGCCGAUGUCCCCCUCCCCGCCCCCGCCGGAGACGUGACCGAUGCCGAGUGGUUCUACGUCAUGUCCUUGACCCGCUCUUUCUCGGCGGGAGACGGUAUUCCCGGGAAGGCCCUCAGCACGGGGUCCUUGGUCUGGCUGACCGGUGCUCGCGAGCUUGAGUCGUACAAGUGCGACCGGGCCAAGGAGGCCGAGCUCCAUGGCAUCCGCACCAUGGUUUGCAUCCCGACUGGUGAUGGAGUCCUUGAAUUGGGGUCUUGCGAUGUGAUCCCUGAAAACUGGGGCCUUGUUCAACGAGCCAAGUCUCUUUUCGGCUCCGAUCUGCUCCUUCCCAAGCACCCGCCACCGCCACCACCUCCGUUCCAGCUCCACCAUGACCAUAGCGACAUUUCUUUCGCUGACAUUGGAAUAAUUGCGGGCGUUCAAGAGAAUGAUUUCGCUCCUCACGAUGACCACGAGAAGAAGGUCAAGAAGAAGCAGCCGCUGGUGGAAGGAGCUGGCGGGAAGCCGGAGGCCCCGUUCGGUUGCUCCAGCUACCUGGUGGAGUCGGAACACUCCGAUUCUGAUAGUCCUUUCAUGGCGGCGGUGAUGACCGAGAAGAGGACCCCCAAGAAGAGAGGGAGGAAGCCAGGCCUCGGCCGCGACACGCCGCUGAACCACGUGGAAGCCGAACGGCAGCGCCGGGAGAAGCUGAACCACCGCUUCUAUGCGCUGCGAGCGGUGGUCCCGAACGUGUCCAGGAUGGACAAGGCGUCCCUGCUCUCCGACGCGGUGUCCUACAUCAACGAGCUCAAGUCCAAGAUCGGCGAUCUGGAGUCCCAGUUGCAGAGAGAGUCCAAGAGGGUCAAACAGGAGGUCACCGACGCAACCGACAACCUGAGCACCACCACCUCCGUCGACCAUAGUAGCCCAUCCGGAUGCGGCGGUUCUUUGCUCGAGGUGGAGGUUAAGAUCGUGGGGUGCGACGCCAUGAUAAGGGUCCAGUCGGAGAAUGCGAACUACCCAUCGGCGAGGUUGAUGGCAGCGAUGCGGGACCUGGAGCUCCACAUACACCACGCCAGCCUGUCGACGGUGAACGACCUCAUGCUCCAAGACGUGGUGGUUAGUGUUCCGGAGGGGCUCAAAGGGGAGGAAGAUCUCAGAGCUGCGCUUCUUCGGGCACUGGAACAAUGACGGUCGGAGAAAUUGCCGGGGGAGAGAGAGAGAGAGUACGUACUGUUUCUCAGCGUGUCCGCCCCAAGAGAACCCCGUUCAAUUAAUCGUUGUGCCUAUAUCCCGUGGUAUUUCCAAUAUGCUGGGUAAUGGGUGUGUACUUAAUGUGAUGUGCGUAGCUGUAGUUGGAUAAGAAGGGAUGAUCAGCAGCUAGGUUUUGUGCAUUUAUAUCUUCUUUAGUUUCUUCUUUCAAUUUUUUUUUCUUUCCCCUCUUUUGUUCCCCGUCCUUCUUUUCCUGAGGAGGAAACUCUGUUAUUAAAAAUAAUAUCAGCUCUUUGACCAGA
Messenger RNA from Eucalyptus grandis, 2048 nucleotides. Its product is annotated as transcription factor MYC2. Bases 238 to 1725 code for a protein of 495 amino acids. NCBI's taxonomy places the organism in Eukaryota, Viridiplantae, Streptophyta, Magnoliopsida, Myrtales, Myrtaceae. Gene Ontology annotation, molecular function: DNA-binding transcription factor activity; protein dimerization activity; transcription cis-regulatory region binding. Gene Ontology annotation, biological process: regulation of DNA-templated transcription. Gene Ontology annotation, cellular component: nucleus. The transcript has a single exon. The record is from RefSeq and is a predicted model, not a curated record.